Molecule: messenger RNA, 3705 nt
Organism: Phascolarctos cinereus (koala)
Lineage: Eukaryota; Metazoa; Chordata; Mammalia; Diprotodontia; Phascolarctidae
Gene: PERM1
Product: PPARGC1 and ESRR induced regulator, muscle 1
Biological process (GO): regulation of DNA-templated transcription; response to muscle activity
Cellular component (GO): nucleus; cytoplasm
Source: RefSeq, a predicted model, not a curated record
AUAUAUGUACUUGUCUCCCUCAUCAGAGUAUAAGUUCUUCGAGGGCUGGGCCUGCUUCAGUUUUUAUACUUUAUACUCUAGUGCCUGGGGAUGGAUUAUCCUGGUCCCUUCUCCAGCCCCCCCCAUCAUUAUUCGAACUUAUAUUCCAGAGCCUGGGGAGAUAUACCAUGGUAUCCUGGAAAAAUCAUGGUUUGGUUCUGCCCUUUACUAGCUGUGUGACCUUGAGUAAGUCCCUUUCCUCUCUGGGCUUCAGUUCUCCAGUGCAGGCAUUGGACUAGAUUUCUUAGGCCACUCAAUCUUAGGAAUUUGUUACCAGUUAUCUGUGCUAUGAGAACAAAACUCAGGUUCUAGGCCUGACUUGCCCACUCAUUUGGGUGACCCUGUGGCUUAAAUAGAAUCCGUGUCAUUCUGGGUCCCUGCUACCAAGGAGCUGUGACUACAUCAGGUGGCUAGGACAGCCCCCACCCUGUGCCUGGACCCGGGAAGACCCCUCCCCUUCCCCGCCCCCAGGGGAGGGGCCAUCUCAAAUGCCAUCUAUUUGUAGAGCCCAGUUCCAGGGUGGGUGAGGCAGGGGCUGGCAGGGAGCAUGUGACCAAUGGGCAGGGAAAGUAUUUUUAGGAUGUCAAUGAGAGAGGCUUGUGGGGCGGGGCUCAGCCCAGUGUCCUAGACUGAGCCAACAUCAUGCCCCUCUGGACCCAGCUGCCUAGCACCCCGAGCCUGCUUCAUGCUCCCCAUCAAGCUGUGGGGACCCAGGCUUCUUUCAGAAAGAGGCGAGGGAGGAGGAUGAGAAGGAAGACUCUGCAGAAUCUGAGACCCAGACCAUAGAGGGAAACUAAGGCACAGGGCCUGGGGUCAGGGAAUGUGAGGUUGUAGUUCUGGGCAGAGAACUCGACAUCUCUGCCCUGUUGGCACACAGCUCCCUGCCCCCAGCCUCCACAGGCCGUCACACUGUGUCUCUGUCACCCCAGAAAUGGAAAACUUCGAAUAUAGUAUCCAGCUGAGCGACAAGGACUGGGCAAACUUCUCAGAAGCUGCAGAGGAAUGUGGCCUCCUUCAGGCUGCUCUGGCCUCAGGGGACGAGCCGCUUUCCAGUGACAUUGACCAAGGGGACAGCAGCGGCAGCAGCCCCCCCGGCCCCCCUCCCCCUCGGCUUCUCCGGCUGCAAGCAGGCAGCCCCCCGCCAGAGGGCCUUCUCAAGGCCCUGGGCGGGCGGUGCCUGCCCGGGCACCUGGCCACGGCCCAGGGGGGCUGCUCUGGCAGCGAGGAGGAGGAGGGCACAGAUGCCCGCCUGGUCAGCAGGUUUCGCUGUGAGCGUGUCCUGGCCCCGGAGGCCGGUCAGCAGACUCCGAGCACGUCCACCCAGCUGGAGGGGCAGCUGCCUUCCAGUGUCCUUUGCCCUGCCCAGCUCACUCCUGCCCUGAGUCCCAAGCCUAGUUCCUGUGGCGGCGCAAUGCAGAAGUCCUUGCAAGGGGCAGCUGCCCAGGCCUCUGAGGCUGGAGUGCACUCAGGGAAGGACCCCCCAAGCCAGGGGCCCUCUGGCCAGGAGCAGCCCAGCAGCCUCGGGCCAGCCGAUGGGAAGAGAUCUCCCCGAGACCCUAAUCCUGGAGUCUCCCCUCGAAGUCCAGGAAAGAAGAAGAGGAGGUCAGUAGGGGCCAAGGGAAGCGGAUCCCCCAAAGCUCAGGACUCCAAGAGGCAGGGCCCCCCCAGCCCUUUGCUGGCUCUGCCACCAUCUUCAGGGAGCCGGCCAGACAGGGGCCCCAGCACCAGGGCACACAGCAACUUGGCCCCGGCUGACUGGGAGGGGAAUGGUCCAGGAUCAGAGUCGCCGGCCGGAGGAGCUGGUUUGGGAACCAGAGCCGGCCAUGGGACAGACCCCCAGGACCCAUCCUCCACCCCUGACCUGGGCCCAAAGCCGACUCCCCCUGCCCCUCAAGAACAAUCAUUCUUGGAUCUGUCUUCACCUGUCUCAAAGACUGAGACCCCAGUGAAUGUGUCUACACCUACCUGGAUUCCUGGGGCAGGAGAGAACCUGUCUACACCUGUCUCCUUACCCGAGAAGGCCUCGAACUUGCCUGGAGUAGCCUCUGAGGUUGGGCCAAGUGGUAAUCUGUCUACACCUGUCUCCUUACCUGAGAAGGCUUUGAACUUGCCUGGAGUAGCCUCUGAGAUUGGGCCAAGUGGUAAUCUGUCUACACCUGUCUCCUUACCUGAGAAGGCUUCAAACUUGCCUGGAGUAGCCUCUGAGGUUGGGCCAAGUGGUAAUCUAUCUACACCUGUUUCCAAAGACAAGCUGCGCGAGCAUGUGUUUACAUCUGAUAUCAAGACCAACUCAGGUGUUGGUGUCUCUACACCUAUCCCCAAGUUGGAACCGGAAAGGCAUCGGUCUGCACUUUUUCUCUUGGCUAAGGCAGACGUAGGCCCAGCUACCCUUGUCCCCAGAGCCCAGACAAAUGUGAAUAUGUCUACACCUGCUCCCCAGGUUCAGUCAGAUGUGAAGUUGUCUACACCUGACCUCAAGGCUGAGCCAGACAGGAAUCUCUCUACUUCUGCCCCCAGAGCCAGGGCUGAUGUGGAUGUGUCUACACCUGACCUCAAGGCUGAGCCAGAUAGGAAUCUCUCUACUUCUGCCCCCAAAACCAGGGCUGAUGUGGACGUGUCUACACCUCCCCAAAUUACUAAGAGUUUCAAUUUCCCAGUAUCUCCACAGGGGCUCCAUGGGGAGCCCGAGGAAGGCAGCAGGACUCCCUUGUCUCCAGGACCCCUGGGGGAGCCUUCACAGGUCACUGAUGAUGCCACACAGUCCCCUGGGGUUGUCACCCCAGCCCGAGCCCCAAGGAGGAAGAAAGUCCGUUUUUCAGGGGUCUCCACCUCCCCUCAAGAGAACUCAGACUUGGCGUCCCCAUCUUCAGCCUUGCCAAACAGGGCUGUCUGUGAGCCUCCUAGGACUUUGGGAGGAGGCCGAGGCAGCCCUAGAGCCUGGGAUGCUGUAGCUGUGGGGGUUCAUCCUCAGCCACGGAUUCUGAAACCCCCGCCUUCCCCCUCAGCCUUGGCCAGGGAGUCUGCAGGACCCAGGGAGGACUUUGCCCUCACUCUCCCUGAGGCCUAUGACUACUUUUUCUGUGACACCAUAGUCGAGGAAGAAGAAGAGGAGGAAGAGGACAUCCCAUCCGAUGUGCAGUGGCCUGAGGUGUGUGAAUAUUUUUUCUGGGACAGUCGCCUUCCCAGGCAGAGGCCCUCCCCAGGACCUCCUCUCCAGGCGCCUACCUGUGUCGAUCCAGUCCCCAUCUCUAUCCCAGAGGCCUACGAACACUUUUUUGGGGAGGAGGGGCCGACUGGUGUCCUGUUGCCUCCAAACUGGGUCCCAGUGACCCUUUCCGAUGAGCAGACUCUGGGGCCUGAGAGGGCCUGGCCUAGCGCCCCUGCCCUUGAAGAACAGAACCUACUAAAAGCGGAAGAACUAGGCCUGCCUGUGAGUCUUGAAGAGGAGCAGAGGGCUUCACUCAUCCCCAUCACCUUCAACCAGAAUGACAUGUGUCUGGGGUUCGUGGCCUUCGCCACGUGGGCUGUGAGGACUUCCGACCUUCACGCACCAGAUGCCUGGAAAACAGUGUUGCUGGCCAACAUCGGUGCCAUAUCUGCCAUUCGAUAUUUCCGGAGGCAGGCAAGAAAAGGACGCCCAUGCCCGUAGGCCCACGUCGGGGCAAG